Mirounga angustirostris (Northern elephant seal) is the source of this 3150-nucleotide messenger RNA. RefSeq names its product dopamine beta-hydroxylase (gene DBH). NCBI's taxonomy places the organism in Eukaryota, Metazoa, Chordata, Mammalia, Carnivora, Phocidae. Bases 1026 to 2891 code for a protein of 621 amino acids. Gene Ontology annotation, cellular component: secretory granule membrane. The record is from RefSeq and is a predicted model, not a curated record. The transcript is spliced from 12 exons. Gene Ontology annotation, biological process: norepinephrine biosynthetic process; octopamine biosynthetic process; dopamine catabolic process. Gene Ontology annotation, molecular function: copper ion binding; dopamine beta-monooxygenase activity.
AGAAGGAACGGAGGGAGGGAGACAGGGAGUCAGGUGCCUGGGGGGAGGGACUAGAAGUCAGAGCAGAGGCGAUCAGGGAGAACUUCCUGGAGGUAGCUGCACAAGUAGGCUCAGUCCACCCUGCAGAGGAGGAUGGGAGGGACUUGGGGUGCUGCACCAAUGGGUCUGUGCAAAGGCCCUGUGGCAGGCCCUUUGGAGAAACAGUGCUAUAGGCACCGGCCUGGGAGGGUUCACAUCCGGGCUGGGUACGCUCUAGGCUGAGGCACGUCCUAAGUUUGGGAGCUUUGAUGAUAGGGAAGCAGGCCCGUCACUUGCACCCUUUCCUGCAAAGCCUGUCCCCCAGCCACGCACCCCGUGCCCUCUGGCCCCAGCGCCUAGCAACGCACCCACUCCUGCUGGAGCAGCCGUGGCACCAGCUGGAGCGUGUGAGGAAAUAGGCGACCAGAGUGGGAACAGCAGGCCAUGGAGAGAAUGUCUAAACACAGGGACUAUGUGGGGACCGUCUUUUAUGUUUAGCCUGAAAUUGGUCCACCCUCCAGCCUCGUAGAAACGGCUCACUGGGCCGGGCCCCCAGCCGCGAAGGCUCCUUACUCCCUGGUCACCUCGGAAAUAAGGCCUUGGAGCCUCAGUCUGAACGUCCGUGGACGGGGUGAUGUCCACGCACAGGAUCAUCUGUCACCUGGGGCCCAUCCUGCCAACCCCGUCGGGACAGGACCAGACGGCCUGCCUGCUGGUCAGCCCGGUCCCCGGCCGGAGGCAUCUGGAAGGCCUUUUGGCUGCUAGGAGGGGCCCCACUCCCGACAGCUCUUUAGAGACGAUUCGAGGGAAGCGAAUCAGCCAGUCGGCUUCGAUUCCCACUGAUGAUGCCCAUGUGUCAUUAGUGACAAUUAGGAGAGCAAGGGAGGCAAAGGGUUUGCCCCAGGGCACAGGCUGCUGGGAGGGUCACCGGGACAAUUGAAUUCCCCACCAGACAAAUGUGAUUAGCGGUGCAGCCUGGGCCCACCCCCUGGAGGGCCGGGACAUAAAUGUCCCAGUGGGGCGGCCGAGCUCACGGAGCCAUGCAGGUCCCCAGUCCCAGCAUGCGCGAGGCGGCCUCCAUGUAUGGCACGGCGGUGGCUGUCUUCCUGGUCAUCCUGGUGGCCGCACUGCAGAGCUCGGCACCCCCUGAGAGUCCCUUCCCCUACCGAAUAUCCCUGGACCCCGAGGGGUCCCUGGAGCUCUCCUGGAACAUCAGCUACACACAGGAGACCGUCUACUUCCAGCUCCUGGUGCAGGAGCUCAAGGCCGGGGUCCUGUUUGGGAUGUCGGACCGUGGGGAGCUGGAGAACGCUGACCUGGUCGUGCUCUGGACCGACGGGGACAACGCCUAUUGUGGGGAUGCCUGGAGUGACCAGUGGGGACAGAUCCACCUGGAUUCCCAGCAGGAUUACCAGCUGCUGCAGGCGCAGAGGACACCAGAAGGCCUGUGUCUGCUCUUCAAGAGGCCCUUCGGCACCUGUGACCCCAAGGAUUACCUCAUUGAGGAUGGCACCGUCCACCUGGUGUAUGGGAUCUUGGAGGAGCCUUUCAGGUCGCUGGAGGCCAUCAACACGUCGGCGCUGCAGACUGGGCUGCAGAGGGUGCAGCUGCUAAAGCCCAACAUCUCCGUCCCGGCCUUGCCCUCGGACAUGCACUCCAUGGAGAUCCACACCCCGGACAUCCUGAUCCCCAGCCAGAAGACCACAUACUGGUGCUACAUCACCGAGCUUCCAGAUGGCUUCUCCCGGCACCACAUUGUCAUGUACGAGCCCAUUGUCACCAAGGGCAACGAAGCCCUGGUCCACCACAUGGAGGUCUUCCAGUGCACCGCCCAGUUCGAGAGCUUCCCUCAGUUCAGCGGGCCCUGCGACUCCAAGAUGAAGCCUGACCAUCUCAAUUACUGCCGCCACGUGCUAGCCGCCUGGGCGCUGGGUGCCAAGGCCUUUUACUACCCGGAGGAAGCAGGCCUUGCCUUUGGGGGCCCCGGGUCUUCCAGAUAUCUCCGUCUAGAAGUUCACUACCACAACCCGCUGAAGAUCCAAGGCCGGCGCGACUCCUCAGGCAUCCGCCUGCACUACACGGCCACGCUCCGGCGCUUCGACGCGGGGAUCAUGGAGCUGGGGCUGGUGUACACGCCUGUGAUGGCCAUUCCCCCGCAGGAGACGGCCUUCGUCCUUACCGGCUACUGCACGGACAAGUGCACCCAGCUGGCCCUGCCUCCCUCAGGGAUCCACAUCUUCGCCUCUCAGCUCCACACACACCUGACCGGGAGAAAGGUGGUCACCGUGCUGGCCCGGGACGGCCGAGAGAGGGAGGUUGUGAACCGGGAUGAUCACUACAGCCCUCACUUCCAGGAGAUCCGCAUGUUGAAGAAGAUCGUGUCUGUGCACCCGGGGGAUGUGCUCAUCACUUCCUGUACCUACAACACCGGAGACAGGAAGCUGGCCACCGUGGGGGGCUUCGGGAUCCUGGAGGAGAUGUGCGUCAACUACGUGCACUACUACCCCCAGACGCAGCUGGAGCUCUGCAAGAGCGCCGUGGACCCCGGCUUCCUGCAGAAGUACUUCCACCUGGUGAACAGGUUCAAUGAGGAGGAAGUGUGCACCUGCCCUCAGGCCUCUGUCCCCAAGCAGUUUGCUUCGGUUCCCUGGAACUCCUUCAGCCGGGACGUGCUCAGGGCCCUGUAUGGCUUUGCUCCCAUCUCCAUGCACUGCAACAAGUCCUCGGCUGUCCGCUUCCAGGGUGAAUGGAAUCGGCAGCCCCUGCCCGAGAUCAUCUCCAAGCUAGAAGAGCCCACCCCUCGGUGUCCAGCCAGCCGGGUUCAGAGCCCCACCAGACCCACUGUGGUCAGCAUUGGUGGGAGCAAAAGUUGAGUGGGGGGCUGUCUCUCACUCCCCCAUCCAUGCUGUGGCUGUGGGCUCACGCCAGCUCUGUGCACCCCCAUUCUGUGAAGACCCUUGUUGGAACAGCUCUGCGUGCCCAGGAUGAACGCCCCUGCCUGAGACCAUGGCCCAUUCUAGCGUUCGCCCCUCAAGGACCCCCUGCAUGACUGAGAGGGUCCCGUGAGAGUUCCCUGUUGACCCACCUGGGCCUGGGGCAACCAAUGCCUUCCCCACACCCACCUUGGGGGUC